AUGGCAUGGGAGAAUCAGACCUUCAACUCUGACUUCCUCCUCCUGGGAAUCUUCAAUCAUAGCCCCACCCACACCUUCCUCUUCUUUCUGGUCCUGGCCAUCUUUUCAGUGGCCUUCAUGGGAAACUCCAUCAUGGUUCUCCUCAUCUACCUGGAUACCCAGCUCCACACCCCCAUGUACUUCCUCCUCAGCCAACUGUCCCUCAUGGACCUCAUGCUCAUCUGCACCACCGUACCCAAGAUGGCCUUCAACUACUUGUCUGGCAGCAAGUCCAUUUCUAUGGCUGGCUGUGCCACACAAAUUUUCUUCUAUAUAUCAUUGCUUGGCUCCGAAUGCUUUCUGUUGGCUGUUAUGUCUUAUGACCGCUACACUGCCAUUUGCCACCCUCUAAGAUACACCAAUCUCAUGAGACCCAAAAUUUGUGGACUUAUGACUGCCUUCUCCUGGAUCCUGGGCUCUACAGAUGGAAUCAUUGAUGCUGUAGCGACAUUUUCCUUCUCCUACUGUGGGUCUCGGGAAAUAGCCCACUUCUUCUGUGACUUCCCUUCCCUACUAAUCCUCUCAUGCAAUGACACAUCAAUAUUUGAAGAGGUUAUUUUCAUCUGCUGUAUAGUAAUGCUUGUUUUCCCUGUUGCAAUCAUCAUCACUUCCUAUGCUCGAGUUAUUCUGGCUGUCAUUCACAUGGGAUCUGCAGAGGGUCGUCGCAAAGCUUUUACUACUUGUUCCUCGCACCUCAUGGUGGUGGGAAUGUACUAUGGAGCAGGUUUGUUCAUGUACAUUCAGCCCACAUCUCAUCAUUCUCCUAUGCAGGACAAGAUGGUGUCUGUAUUCUACACCAUCCUCACUCCCAUGCUGAAUCCUCUCAUUUAUAGCCUCCGCAACAAGGAAGUGACCAGAGCAUUAAUGAAAAUCUUAGGAAAGGGCAAGUCUGGAGAUUGA
Molecule: messenger RNA, 939 nt
Organism: Pan troglodytes (chimpanzee)
Lineage: Eukaryota; Metazoa; Chordata; Mammalia; Primates; Hominidae
Gene: OR2M7
Product: olfactory receptor family 2 subfamily M member 7
Exons: 1
Coding region: 1-939 (312 amino acids)
Biological process (GO): G protein-coupled receptor signaling pathway
Cellular component (GO): membrane
Molecular function (GO): G protein-coupled receptor activity; olfactory receptor activity
Source: RefSeq, a predicted model, not a curated record